AUGAGGAAAUCAAUGCUCCUGAUCCUGUUUGGCUGUGCAGCAAUUUUGGGCUGCAAUGUGAUUCAAUCAGCAAGCGCAAUGACUCAUGUUGUUGGGGGAAGCUUUGGCUGGACCGUCCCCCCAAACAAGACCUUCUACCAGGAAUGGGCUAAACCCCGAACCUUCGGCGUCGGCGAUGAACUGAUGUUCCCAUUCAGGAUUGGAAUGUACAAUGUGCUGGAGGUGAGCGAGAAGGACUUCAACGCCUGCACUCAGGACAACGUCGUCGAGAUGUACUACAAGGGUCCCACCAUCGUCAGCCUCAACAAGACCGGCGGCCACUUCUUCUACUCUGGCGUCGGCCUCCAGUGCGAGAUCGGCCUCAAGCUCGCCAUCAACGUCACCUCCGGCCCUGGCUCCGCUGGUGCUCCCCUCCCCGCCUUCGAUUUCGCUGCCAACGAGGUGUCGCCGCCACCCGCAGUGCAGGCAACUCCUCUUCCGCCCCACGCGUCCUCGGCCGCAGCUUCUCUUAGCGGCGUGAGCGUUGGCCUUGUUUCUGCAUCAGGGUUGUUGGCUUUCUCGCUUUCUUUGUUCAUCUGA
Malania oleifera is the source of this 579-nucleotide messenger RNA. Its product is annotated as umecyanin-like. The coding region runs from base 1 to 579 and encodes 192 amino acids. Gene Ontology annotation, molecular function: electron transfer activity. NCBI's taxonomy places the organism in Eukaryota, Viridiplantae, Streptophyta, Magnoliopsida, Santalales, Ximeniaceae. The record is from RefSeq and is a predicted model, not a curated record. Gene Ontology annotation, cellular component: plasma membrane. The transcript has 2 exons.